Molecule: messenger RNA, 2022 nt
Organism: Aphidius gifuensis
Lineage: Eukaryota; Metazoa; Arthropoda; Insecta; Hymenoptera; Braconidae
Product: alkaline phosphatase-like
Exons: 8
Coding region: 187-1782 (531 amino acids)
Biological process (GO): dephosphorylation
Molecular function (GO): alkaline phosphatase activity
Source: RefSeq, a predicted model, not a curated record
AAAUUAGUUAUCUUCAGAUAGAGCCAGAAGUCAUCAAUGCAAAAUCAUAUCUUAUCAUUAAAUCUUGUUGUAUGGAAAAAAUUAUGACAUCAUAGAAAACAAUAAUUAACUGUUCAUCUCUUGAUUGAUACAGCACGAUACAGGUCAUUAUUUCUACCUGUUUCUACCACAAGUUAAAAUUCUAUAAUGUUUGGAAUAAUAUUUUUGAUAACCCUGCUAAUAAUAAAUUUAAAAUCAACAACAUCAUUAGAAGAUUCGAAAUAUUGGAGUAAAUCAGCUGAGCAAGAAAUAAAAGAAUCAUUGUCAUAUAAAUGGAACGAAAACAUUGCUAAAAAUGUCAUAAUAUUUAUUGGUGAUGGAAUGAGUAUUGACACAAUAACAGCAAGUAGAAUUUACCACAAAGGAGAAACGAAUUAUCUUGGUUGGGAAAAGUUUCCCCAUAUUGGAUUAAUCAAGACUUACAAUACAAAUAAAAAAGUACCUGAUUCAGCAUCAACAGCAACAGCAUUAUUCAGUGGAAUCAAAACAAAUUUCAAUGUCAUUGGUGUUAAUGUUAAUGUCGAGUUGAAUGAUUGUGAUGCUAGUUUAAAUACCAGUAAUCAUGUUGAAUCGAUAAUUGGCUGGGCUCAAAAAGCAGGAAAACAUACAGGAUUUGUCACAACAACCAGAGUAACACAUGCAACACCAGCACCACUUUAUGCACACUGUCCAAAUCGUGGAUGGGAGUGUGAAAAUAAAAUUCCAAAUGAUUCGAAAAAAUGUAAAGAUAUUGCUAGACAGCUGGUGGAAGAUUAUCCUGGAAAAAAUAUAAGAGUUAUUAUGGGUGGUGGACGACAAGUAUUACAAUCAAAUGUAACAUCAAAAGAACAUGAUCCAAUUGAUACAUGGGCAUGUUACAGUAGUGAUGGAAGAGAUUUAAUAUCAGACUGGGCUAAUGAUAAAAAACAACAAAAUGUUAAUUAUAAAAUCAUUGAAAAUAAUGAACAACUUAAAAAUAUUGAAGCAGAUAAAAUUGAUUAUCUUUUGGGUAUAUUUGCAAAUGGACAUAUGAGUAUGGAUUGGGAAAGACAAAAUGGUCCAGAUGGUCAACCAAGUCUUGAAGAAAUGACAACAGCUGCAAUUGAAGUUUUAAAAAAAUCUAAAAAUGGAUAUUUACUUGUGGUUGAAGGUGGACUUAUUGAUUUUGCUCAUCAUCGAGGACAUGCUGCACAAGCACUGAGAGAAACAGCAAGAUUAUCAGAUGCUGUUAGUAAAACAUUAAAACUUGUUGAUACUGAUGAGACACUUGUCAUUGUCACCAGUGAUCAUUCACAUUCAAUGUCUUUUAAUGGCUAUGCUGAUCGUGAAUCAUCAAUUCUUGGUAUUGCAAUGAAAUCGAAAUAUGAUAAAAUUCCAUUUACAACAUUGACAUAUGCAACUGGUGGUAUUAAUAAUUUAGCUUAUGAAAUAAAUAUAGAAAAUAAUAAAAGUCAAAGAAUUGAUCCAUCAAAAUCAGAUACAACUGCAUUUAAUUAUAGUCAACAAGCUGCAAUCAUAACAGAUGAAGCACUUCAUGGUGGUGGUGAUGUACCAGUUUAUGCUAUUGGUCCAUUUGGACACUUGUUGCACUCAACUCAUGAACAAAAUUAUGUUGCUCAUGUCAUUGCUUAUGCCUCAAAAAUUGGACCAUAUGCCAACAGUGAUACAUCCAAUUUUCAUAGCUUUAAUAAAAAUUUUAUACUAGUUAGUAUAUUAUUUAUUUCAAUUAUAAUAAAUAAAUAUUUUUUUACAAAUUUUACUUGAAUCAUAAAAUAUUGAUAAAUAUAUAAAUUUGUAAAUUAAAAUUUCAUUAAACUUUGAUAAUUUGCUUUAAAAAAAUUUAUAAAUAUAUGAAAUUGAUUUUUCAAUUUUCAUUAUUAUUUGAAUAAUCAUUACGUAAUAAUUAAGUUGUUGAUAUUCAAAGUAUUAUUUUGUAAUAUAUAAAAAAACAGAAAAAAAAAGUUGAGAUAUAAAGAAAAUAAAUUGCAAUUUUUUUAAUAGAAA